Molecule: messenger RNA, 875 nt
Organism: Hibiscus syriacus
Lineage: Eukaryota; Viridiplantae; Streptophyta; Magnoliopsida; Malvales; Malvaceae
Product: dof zinc finger protein DOF3.7-like
Exons: 2
Coding region: 63-857 (264 amino acids)
Biological process (GO): regulation of DNA-templated transcription
Molecular function (GO): DNA binding; DNA-binding transcription factor activity
Source: RefSeq, a predicted model, not a curated record
CAAACAAAAAAUAAGGUUAAUUUGUUCUCUUUACUCCAUUUUACUUUCUAUCUCUUCAAUUAAUGGAUGCAUCUAAAUGGUCACAGGGUUUUCAGGAUUUUUGCGUAGUGAACGCCAUGGAAAAGAUGGUUCCUAACACAAGGGGACCGAUGUUAGAGAGAAAAACAAGGCCACCAGAGCAAUUGAAUUGCCCAAGAUGCAACUCAACCAACACCAAGUUCUGUUAUUACAACAACUACAGCCUCACACAGCCAAGAUACUUCUGCAAGACUUGCAGAAGGUACUGGACUGAAGGUGGUUCUCUGAGGAAUGUUCCGGUCGGAGGCGGUUCGCGAAAGAACCGAAGAUCAUUGCUAUCAAACUCUUCUUCUUCCUAUCCUUCACCCAAACUGUCGGAUCUACAGCCAAAUACUUUCUCGCACUUGUCUUCUCAAAACCCUGAGCUCCAUAAUGGCCAAAAUGAUCUUAACCUGGGCUUCCCUGGUAUGCAACCGAGCCAUGGUCUAUCUCAGUAUCUACAAGUUGGUAAAGUUGAGAUCAAUGAUCACCAGCAAAAACACGCAUCGAAAGGAUUGAAUUCUUUGGUUCCAGCACCCGCACCAAACUCGACUGUUGCACCUUCCUCAACUGGGUUCUCCAUGCAAGACUACAAACCAACCCUUAGUUUUUCAAUUGAUGGACUUGAAAAUCCAGGAUCAGGCAUCCAUGGUGUUCAAGAGAAUGGAGGAAGGGUUUUCUUCCCUUUUGGUGAAAUGAAACCGAUUUCAACAAGUACUAACGAAGUUGAUCAAAACAAAGAGCAAGGCCAUUCAGCUGGAUAUUGGACCAAUGGAGUGCUAGGAGGAGGAUCAUGGUAAAGGAUAUCAUCAUCCAAU